AUGAGGGAUCGGCCCGUCAUCAGCAUCGAAAAUUACACCAUAUACUGCGGCGAUGCUGAUGAGAAGAAAGUGGGUGGCUGCGCGAUAGCUGUGAGGAACGAUUACAAGAACCUGGUGGAGAAAUUUGGCUCAACGUCGUCUAGAUGCGCCUUUCUACGUCCACUGCGGGAUCGCAGAGGACGUAAACUCUGGAUCGUAAGUGCUCACGCACCUACGGAAACUGCUGAAGACAACAGUAAGGACGCCUUCUAUGAUGAACUCAAUGCGUUGAUGUCUAAAAUACCAAGCCAGCAGGUGGUCAUUGUCGGAAUCGACGCAAAUGCGAAGAUGGGACUCGAACAGCAAUCCGAUCUGCUAGGAAAAUGGUACUAUGCAGCGGAGCGCACGUCGGACAACGGUGACCGUCUGGUCGACUUGUGCGAACAGACGGGCCUCAUCAUCGCUUCCACGUUUAAGAGGAAUCCUCGACGCCAUCAGCUCACGUGGCAGGGGUCAACCCUUUUAACGCCUGAAGAGCAGCGCAAGCGGAAGAUGAGGACUCUUAAACUUCAGCUCGACUACGUUCUGGCGAGGAACAUUUCUCAGUCAGAUAUCCGAAAAUGUAGAGCUAUUUGGGACGUCGCGUUCGACUCUGACCACCGUCCAGUUCUUCUCAGCUUCAAGAUACGGUUCCACAAGAGAAACCGAGGAGUUCCUCUUCAACCGAAAAUCGACAUGGCAGGUCUGAAAGACGAUGAAUGCAGAAGAAAAUUCCGCCAACGUGUGUCUAUUCAUGUUGGAGUAUGGACCAGAAAGAAGCUUAGCGAUGCGGAUUCCUUCACAAAGUGCAUCCAGGACGCUGCAGGGGAAACGCUCCCGGUUCUAUUGCCGCGGAAGAAGUUUGCUUUUGCAUCUGCGGAAACAAAAUCCACAUACAAUUCUGUAUUUGACGCGCGCAGCGCUGGUGACUUCAACCAGGAAAAGCGUCUUAGAAAGAAGCUGCGUCGUCAACUGCAACAAGACCGCGAUAACGAGUGGACGUCAAGAGCGAUGGAGUUUGAGAAGGCGUGGGAGGACAGGAACCCGCGGAAAGCCUACGCUCUACUAAAACAGUAUAGCGGCAAAAUGAAAAGAUGUUCCCAUGUCCUCAACACUGCUAAUGGGGUAGCUGUCGGUGAAGCAACCCUUCCAAUUUGGAAGGAACACUUCAAGACCUUGCUGAACCGGCUAGCAUCGUCAGCUCCUGAACUCGAACACGUUCAUAGACCGACAUAUGCGGUUAACGAGGAGCCACCGACCGACUCGGAGGUCCUGGUCUUUACUCAGAAAAUGAAGAAUGGAAAAUCUGGUGGAGACGACGGGAUUAGCGCAGAAAUGCUAAAAUAUCUUCCUUCAUCUGGGAUUCGUGAGAUGACAAUCCGUUCAAUAUGGAUAAACGAAAGAAUACCUGAUUCGUGGAGGCACGCUAUCAUAAUUCCCCUCCACAAGAAGUUAUCCGUCACGGACCCAAGGAAUUAUCGAGGAAUCUCUUUGCUGCGUGUUAUGUACAAGGUACUGGAGCGCAUUAUCCUGAACCGACCCAUUAAACAUCGCGAAGAAACAACGCGCGACAAGCAAGCUGGCUCUCGUAGGUGGCCGAUCUACGAUUGA
Messenger RNA from Necator americanus (New World hookworm), 1629 nucleotides. RefSeq lists its product as uncharacterized. Lineage: Eukaryota; Metazoa; Nematoda; Chromadorea; Rhabditida; Ancylostomatidae. The record is from RefSeq and is a predicted model, not a curated record. The transcript has a single exon. The coding region runs from base 1 to 1629 and encodes 542 amino acids.